AUGAAGAAAGGGCGAGGGCGUCCGAAAACCACGGUGCUCCCCUCGAAGGCGCCUGAGUCUGGACCAAAAGUUGAGAAAGAGACGACAACCACAGCUGAGAAAGAAACGACAACCACAAUCGAAGAUGCAACUAGAGAACCCCGAAUAGAAACGACACAAGCUCAACCGGAGGAUCGAAAACUAUGGGUGGACAUUAUUAAUGACAAUCGGAAUCCUUCCAAGGGAUUGACAAUGGAAUACGUCGCACCAAAAGUAGUCAACGGAAUGAUUGAGAUUGAUAUUGAACAAGAAGAUAUCGAAACAGAAAUACACUUCUGGGAUAAUGCCCUAAUUCUCUAUGUCGUAGGAGGUGAUUUGAGUAUGAACAUGGUGAAGAAUUUCAUGCAGAGAAUGUGGAAUUUUGUGAGAAUACCAGAUCUGUAUUAUCACGACGACGGGUAUUUUCUGCUCAGAUUCAAUUCCCAAAAAGACAAGGAAACCGUGAUGAUGAAAGGUCCGUACACGAUUCAAAAUAUGCCCAUGAUACUGGAGGAAUGGAAAACAUGGUUCAACCUAAAGAGAGACCUGCUAAGAACGCUACCAAUUUGGGUAAAACUCCCCCAACUUCCCUUGCAACUAUGGGGAGCAAAAAGUCUGAGCAAGAUUGGUAGUGCCAUAGGUAAACCCUUGGUGACUGAUGAAUGCACGGCGAACAGGCUCCGUGUAUCUUAUGCAAGGCUACUGAUUGAAGUGGACAUUACACAACAAUUGAGUGACGAAAUAGCCAUAAGAAAUGUUGAGGGAGAUGUGAUAACGCAGCCUGUGAAAUAA
Molecule: messenger RNA, 810 nt
Organism: Lathyrus sativus (Indian pea)
Lineage: Eukaryota; Viridiplantae; Streptophyta; Magnoliopsida; Fabales; Fabaceae
Source: the annotation of a GenBank genome assembly